CUUCUAGAAAGAUACCCCGAACCUUCCUCGUAUACCCAAAAUGCGCCUCAGUUUCCUUGGUCUAGGAACAAUGGGCACACCCAUGGCCCUCAACCUCUCCCGCCAAUUCCCAGUCACCAUCUGGAACCGCUCCCCCUCAAAAUGUACCCCUUUGCGACAAAAGGGCCUCACAAUCGGCGAAACCCCAGCAAAGGUCGCCUCCCAAUCCGACAUAAUCUUCACCAUGCUCUUCGACGGCCCCGCCGUCGAAUCCAUCCUCACCCCUGAGUUCAAAUCCGCCCUGCGCGGGAAAACCCUCAUCAACACCAGCUCAGUCACAGUCGAAUGCAGCCACUGCCUCGCCUCGCAAGUCCAUGCCGUAGGCGUCCACUUCAUCGAAAUGCCCGUGAGCGGCAGUUAGUUUCCCGUAGAACAGGGCCGACUCGUAGGUAUGCUAGCCGGGGACCCGGUGGUCGUCGAGUGGGUCAGACCCGCCAUGAAGCCGCUGACAGCUGCGGCCGUUUACUCCGGGCCGAUUGGAUUUGGGCUUACGAUGAAGUAUGCGGUGAACCUGUAUCUUAUUACGAUGACGGUUGGGCUGGCCGAGUCUGUGAAUCUGGCGAGCGCGCAGGGCUG
Molecule: messenger RNA, 615 nt
Organism: Aspergillus alliaceus
Lineage: Eukaryota; Fungi; Ascomycota; Eurotiomycetes; Eurotiales; Aspergillaceae
Product: NAD(P)-dependent oxidoreductase
Exons: 1
Coding region: 41-400 (119 amino acids)
Molecular function (GO): oxidoreductase activity, acting on the CH-OH group of donors, NAD or NADP as acceptor; NADP binding
Source: RefSeq, a predicted model, not a curated record